AGAAUGAUUUGAAUGCUUGCAUUAUGCUCCUUGAUAUAUACCUACCUAUUUCUCAAAGCAAGUAACGCCUAUCGAUGCCUCAGGCUUACUUACUGCUGAAAACCAUCGUACCACUCGAUGGGGUCGGCGGGGGAAAGCUUGGGCCUGUGGUAGCUCCCAGCUGGGCCUUGGCAUAACAAACGACGUCAAUCUGUUGACGUAUGAUCCAACCUAGCUGACUGCAGGCACGCACCUCGGUCCCCCAAGUGACACCACCAUCUUUAUCCUCGUCACAACAAAAACCACACACCCACUCAUAAGUAUCUCGACACAUCCAACAAACCAAUCGACUAAAAUAUUCCUCGUCUUCAAAAUGCUUCGCCAGUCAUUUACCAAGGUUGCCAGACCCGCUGUCAGGCUUUCAAACGCCCGCGUUGCCUUCUCGACGUCAGCAAUCAGGAUGGCCGAGGGUGAUCUCGGGUCUACCCCCAAGACUGGUGGCGGAGACGCCUUCCAGAAGCGUGAACGCGCGCAGGAGGACUACGCCAUCCGCCAGCGUGAGAAGGAAAAGCUUCUCGAGCUCAAGAAGAAGCUCGCCGAGCAGCAAGCUCACCUGAACAAGCUUUCCGAGCACAUCGACGAGCUCACAAAGAGUCAGGGAGGCGAGCAGAACUAAACAGCUAUUCUUCCAAUGGUUGCCAGGGACUAGUUUUGACUCCGUUCAAGCUGCUGCUCACAGGAGCACCUGUAAGAGAUUUAGGGAACAGAAUUACCGAAGAUUGCAAUUCUGACAUCUUGACAUCAACAGCUCUCCUCCAUCAUAUAGCCCAUUUCCCUAACUAGUUUUGUACAUAAUUCGCGUGUAACAAUCAGCUUUGCCUUUUGCUUGCCUUUCUCUUGUACCCUACGAACGUCCUGUGGAAUUUAAGAGGUCAUGCAUUUGACAAUCGAGACGAGUAGAGUCCACGAAUAUGCACGCUCCAAAUCCUCUGAUAUCUGCUUAAC
This is a messenger RNA of Pyricularia oryzae 70-15, 984 nucleotides long. RefSeq lists its product as uncharacterized. The transcript has 3 exons. Gene Ontology annotation, biological process: negative regulation of ATP-dependent activity. Bases 353 to 655 code for a protein of 100 amino acids. The record is from RefSeq and is a predicted model, not a curated record. Gene Ontology annotation, molecular function: ATPase inhibitor activity. Gene Ontology annotation, cellular component: mitochondrion. NCBI's taxonomy places the organism in Eukaryota, Fungi, Ascomycota, Sordariomycetes, Magnaporthales, Pyriculariaceae.